AUUACUAAAAUGUUUACAAAAUCUACGUGCCUACAUUAUGCAAACUUAUUUUUCUAUUUUUUGGGUAUGAAGUUUGGAAAAAAAGUCGGCGCGGGUUACUGUUUUGCGAUUUUUCUCAACAUUGUUUUGAAAACUGUAAUUGCAGGCAGUCAUGAUUUUACUCUAACCUAAUAUAACCAUCAAUGUUUAAAUUUCGCGUCACAAUUUGCUAUUUACAUUUUGGAUUAAACGCAUGGCGUGGUCCAAGCUGUUAUUUCUCUGUACCUUUAUAGUAAUUGUUUGUUAACCUAUAUUAUACAAUAUACAUGCAUCUCUGGACUCUGGCUAUGGAUAGGUUCUCUUUAUUAUAAUAAUUGCAACCUACAUAUUUGGGUUUCACACUGCAAAAUUUAGCAUAGGUAUAUAUUAAUGGUUUACACUUCUCUAUUAGGUAUAUUUAUUCAUUUUCUCGAAUGAGCCUAAUGACAUUUCAAAUCAAUUUUGAUACUAUUACAUGAUUGAAAUAAACGUAAUAGCGAAUAAAAUUGAGCCACCGUCCAAAAUGAUUGCUGUUCCAAAGUCGAAUUUAUUUAUUUAUUUAUUUUGCCUUUAUUUUUGAGUCGGCGGAGUUUCAGCCAAGGCUGCUCUACCAACCCAACCCACUAUACAUUUGCAAAUAUCUAUGCACGAAACCGAAUUCGAACUAGGGACACAUCGCACCGCAAUCUAUCAGCUUCAUCUGAAAUGCGCCACACGGACUGGAAAAGAAGGACACGGACACCUACUAACCCGUAUCAACUGGAAAGUUUCAAACCGUCAAAUUUGAUAUAUUCUAAAACUCUCCUUUACUAUAUGAUCAUGUACCAACGCGCACUGUAAUUCUGAAAUAAUGAAAGGUCAUUUGAUUAUACCUACUUAAUUAUCCACUUUUAAAAACUACAAUACGCGAGGCUUCAGAUUCCAAUCGACCCUAGACUAGUCCCGACUAAAGUAUCUCAAAAGAAAGCUUCGCCCUCUCCUCCCUCCCAUCCAACAUCAUGGAUCUGCACUGAUUGGAAAUUGUCAUCAACACCUAAUAGCCUGCCCUAUUGCUUUGAUUACUUUGUAUUUACUUUACUUUACAUUACUUCGAGCCUAGCGUUGAAACUUAGGUCCAGUAUCGCCUCAUCGAGAAAGUUGAGACAAGAACUAAGUAUUUCUGUUUUCUGCUUCUGAAUCCACCUGGUAAAGCUGAAAGUUGGCGUAUCAUCUCUAUUUAAAAAAGAAUGUCUAUAGUGCUUCCUUUCGGUUACUUCGCGACCAUGAUUUUAAUAACGCUCUUAGGAUUACGUUUUACGAAAGAACGCGCGAAUUUAAAUCAAAGUAUGGUUAAGUUUAGGUACGUAGUACUACACAUUUGCAUUCGAAUUACGUAUUUUUUGUUUGGAUUAUGAAAAUAAUAUUAUAAGUACAAGUAGGGGUAUUUGCACCAUUAUGCUCCUCUUCAGUUAUAAAUAUUGACUAGCCUAACAUUUAGAGCAAAAAUAUCCUUGCAUUUAGGUAGGUUAGGAAUUCGCAGGGGAAUUCGUGAUCAGUAAACAAAUCUUAAAACUUUUAUGUUCAGUUUGUUUGUUCAGUUUGUUCACGAUUUUAACAAUCAUGAUUAUAUAAGAUCACACUUCGUAGGAACGCGAUUUGACAAUCCAAAGGCGUUUGGAUCACCGAAAGAAAGCGCCUUAUAUCACAAAUUGAGGAAACCCCAAAAUAACAAUUUUCCGGGUUAUUUACAAAAGACGUAAUUUGAUAGCACAAAUGUAUUUUACCCCAUUAAUUAAGAAAAGCUUGACAAAUACAUACUUUGAUGACAUAUCUUUCCCCAUCGUCCUGUCACUGCCUUAGAUGCCCGUAUGAAUAAAAGUAAACAAAUGCUUAUACUUGCAACAUUCAAAGUAAAUACUCGUAACUGCCCCUUCAUACUGGUCUGUUCAGCAUGGUUUAGCAGCGCUGCACUGCGUCCUGUCCUUCUGCUUAGAAGCGCUGCCCGCCCCAGUGCGAAGGGGCACUUACGAGUAUUUACUUUGAAUUUUGCAAGUAUAAGCAUUUGCUUACUUUUAUUCAUACGGGCCAUGGUCUAAGGUCACCGCCCAUCCAAACAAAUUAUCAUAGUUCCCUGGUCAGAUGUUUACAUUUUUGAUUUUUGUUUUGACAUUUCCAUUUUUCCCUUUUCAAGUAUACAUUUAAUAUUACAGUUCAAUGCAAUAAUGAGCAAAUCAAUCACAAAUUUGAAAGUAUUUGUUUCAGACGAAGUACUUAACCUCCGAUUAGUAGACAUCGAUCAGCUCCCGAAGCUCAAAGAUAUCGACGAUAUUCCGCUCGGAUUAAACCGGAAGAGUGACAUCAAAUACAAUGAUGUGUGUUUGUUGGAUUGCUUGAAGUCUAAGCGGCACAACCAGAAAGCACGAUCGAGAGCUGUUGAUGCGAGGAUUCGUAGAUCUCAUUCCCUACACCGCCGAGUGUGUACUACUCAAUCGAGCGAGACACUUGGUAAACCAGUGGACAUGACAAUUAAGAAAUCCUCUUCAAGUACUCCAACUGUCAACAAAGAAUCUUGCGAAAACGAGAACCAAUUAGAAACUCCGACAGGAAGGUCGUUUAUUGAAGGAGAAGACAUCAGUACUAAACCAAAUUAUGGAGAAGUUUUAAAUGCAUUUGAGAGCGUCGAAAGAGAAGUUGAUUACGAUGAUUUAAAUUCGUUCAUUAGUGAAGACGAAACUAUAAAGGGCGACGAAAAAUUUAAACCAUAUUGGGAAGACCCGCGAUACACACCAAAUUCCAAUAAUAUUACAGUCGAUACAUUACCUUUGUUGCCAAACCUUUCAAAAUAUUCCGGUCAACUGCUAUGCAAAAUUGCACCUCCAAAAAAUCUCUCAUAUAAGUACGAUCAGGAAUCGGAUGUAUGUAGCUGUUCUGUAAUUAAUAAUGGUUAUAAUCGACGAUACCUAGAGCAAGAUUUUCCAUUAUUUUACCAUUUGUUAUGCUCACUAAUCAGUAUAAUUAUUGCAUCUUGCAUUUUUUUCUUUAUACACACGUUUCGAUGGGACGUGCAAGAUUUUCAAAAAGAAAACAAAAGACAUGGAGGUGUUUUGGGCUACUUGUAUCAAAUUCCGGAUUAUCUACUGAAAGAACUUGGCAUUGGCAAGGUUCCAAAUUAAGGAUCGAUACCACAAAUUUAUAACGAAAAGUCAACGAAAUAGUUUCUUUUUGUCUUUUACGCAUUAAUCACAACUAUCAAGAUUAUGUACUUCAAAAAUUUCUGAGAGACAUUAAAACAUACCUCAUUUCUUCUUCUUCUAGAUUAAUCGACUCUUAGAAUAAUUCGUCCUGCGAAUAAUUUUUCUGAGAAAUCUGUA
Messenger RNA from Photinus pyralis (common eastern firefly), 3368 nucleotides. RefSeq lists its product as uncharacterized. The record is from RefSeq and is a predicted model, not a curated record. NCBI's taxonomy places the organism in Eukaryota, Metazoa, Arthropoda, Insecta, Coleoptera, Lampyridae. The transcript is spliced from 10 exons. Bases 2220 to 3170 code for a protein of 316 amino acids.